CACCCUCACACACUCGCACACACAACCUGUAUCCCUCUCCCUGGACUCCAGCCUCUGCCUCAGACUGGUCCAGGCCGCAGUCCGGACCACAUCUCGCCUUGGGAGACCUUUGUUCUACAGGAAAAUCGAAGCAAUUCACACGGUCUCUCGAUAAGGAUGCACGACUGAAGGCGUUUGUAACCUGCAGCGUUCCUCCGAGUCUUCUGCCAAGUGCCCUCAGGCGUGCCGCAAGGAUGCUGCUGUUUGCUCUGCUCAUUCUUAGCCACACUACGCAGGGUUUACCGAAUGCCGAUGACGUCACAACCCCACCCUGGGCAUCCACUGAGAGUCAGCCAACAACGACCGAUGUACCAGUAACUACAAGAGAUGAAGCUGAUGAUUUGGGCAUACGAUUGCCUAGCUCCCUGAAACCACUCCAUUACCUGGUCAAACUCCAACCCUUUAUCAAUGGCAACUUUAGCAUCUUCGGCUACAUGGAGGUGGAGAUGGAGGUGCUGGAACCGACCUCGAAAAUCACGCUCCACAUGGCCGACAUCAUCACUAAAAAUGACACAAUAAAGGUGUAUACUCCUGGUCAAGCGACAGGCCAAGGCAUGCGGAUCAAGAAGCAUGAGUACGAUCAUGGUCGUCAGUUUUAUAUCGCCCAUCUGAAGAAAGAGCUGCAGAAGGGAAGGAAGUACAUUCUCUCCAUGGAAUUCCUUGGUUAUCUCAAUGACAAGCUACACGGGUUCUACAGGUCGACCUACAUGGAUGCUGACGGCAACACCAGGAACGUUGCUGUGACACAGUUUCAGGCCACUGAUGCCCGCAGAGCCUUCCCUUGCUUCGAUGAGCCUGCCCUGAAGGCGAUCUUUGAAAUUCACCUCGCAAGGGAAUCUUGGAUGACGACCCUCUCCAACAUGCCCAUUGCCGAAACUGUGCCUAUCGUCGGGCAAGAGGGAUGGGUGUGGGACCGUUACGAGAAGAGUGUUCCCAUGUCCACCUACCUCGUCGCCUUCGUUGUGUCGGAUUUUGUUCAAAUCAACACUACAGUGAAUGACAACGUGGUACUUCGAGUGUGGGCGCGACGAGAGGCCAUAGAUCAGGCACAGUAUGCAAUGAAGGUGGGCCCCAAGAUCCUGAGUUUUUUUGAAGAGUAUUUCGACUUGCCUUUUCCUCUCCCGAAGAUGGAUAUGGUUGCAUUACCCGACUUCUCUGCAGGAGCCAUGGAAAACUGGGGUCUUAUUACUUACAGAGAAAAGUACCUCAUGUACAUUCCGGAAGUGUCGACCCCAGAAUCAAGAGCAUCUGUGACUGAGACAAUAUCCCAUGAAUUGGCUCACCAGUGGUUUGGGAACCUGGUUACUCCCGUGUGGUGGGACGACCUCUGGCUUAACGAAGGAUUUGCUACCUAUAUAAGUUUGCUUGGCGUGGAUCGUGCAGAACCAACGUGGAAAGUAUUGGAAACUUCAGCCAUCCAAGGAGUUCAUGGUGUGUUCGAUCUUGACAGUCUGGAGUCAUCACACAAGAUCAGCAUUCGCGUCAAUCACCCUGACGAUAUCACCGAAGUCUUUGAUGGCAUAUCCUAUCAAAAGGGAGCAUCUAUCAUCAGAAUGAUGACCCAUUACCUCACUGAAGCAACAUUUAGGAAGGGGCUGACCAACUACCUGAAAUCACUUGCAUACAAGAAUGCAGUGCAAGAUGACUUGUGGAAAUAUUUAACACUGGCGGCUCACGAGGAUGGCAUUCUACCCCAGAACGUGACUGUUAAGAUGAUCAUGGACACGUGGACGCUGCAGAAGGGCUACCCUGUCAUCCACGUUAAAAGAAGCCUGGAUGGAACCUCCGCCAUUUUGACACAGGAACGCUUCCUUGUAGAAAGGAGCACAAACUCUUCCAACAGCACUGAUUACAAGUGGUGGGUGCCGCUGACUUACACGACCCAGAGUGAGGCCAACUUUAACCAGACUCAAGCCAAGUUAUGGAUGAAGGACUCUGAGGAUUACAUCAUCGUCUUAUCCCUUCCACCCACAGACCAGUGGGUCAUCUUCAACCUGCAGGAGACGGGCUACUACAGAGUCAACUACGAUGACCACAACUGGAAUCUUAUUAUCCAGCAGUUGAAGAAGGACCACCGGGUUAUUAACCCCAUCAACAGGGCGCAGAUAAUCGAUGACGCCAUGAGCGUUGCUAAAGCUG
Penaeus monodon (black tiger shrimp) is the source of this 2178-nucleotide messenger RNA. RefSeq names its product aminopeptidase N-like. NCBI's taxonomy places the organism in Eukaryota, Metazoa, Arthropoda, Malacostraca, Decapoda, Penaeidae. Gene Ontology annotation, cellular component: cytoplasm. The record is from RefSeq and is a predicted model, not a curated record. Gene Ontology annotation, biological process: proteolysis; peptide catabolic process. Gene Ontology annotation, molecular function: zinc ion binding; peptide binding; metalloaminopeptidase activity.